AUGGAUAUAGCACUAAAUGGUUUUAAAGAAACAGGGUUGUGGCCGUGUGACAGAAAUGUCAUUAAAGAAGAGGAUUUCGUAGCUUCUGUAUACAUCUCUAAUCCAUCAAAUCAAAAACCUAAUGAUCCUGCUGAACCAAAUACGGAAUCAUCUGCUAGGAUUAUAUCACCGAUUUUAACGCCACCAAUAGUUGCAUCGAUACCAAUGACGGCUGUAUCUCCACCAAUAGUAUCAUCCCUAUCACCACCUGGACCUUCUACAAUAUUACAAGAUAUAUCACAUGAUAAUAAGAUAUUAACAGUUGAUGAAAUGACUAAUGAACAACAAAUAAAGACUUUCUUGAAUAUUUUAUCUCCUGUGCCUUGCAUAAAAACAGUAACUAAAAAAAUGAAAAAAGGUUCUAAGCCUACAAUGGAAUUAACUUCAAGUCCCUACAAAAAUGAAAUGGAAACUAAGGAAAACAUAAAUAAGAAGCCUGUACUAAAUUUAACAAAAAAUAGAACAGAAAAAGUAAUAAAUAAAACUCCUAAAAGAAGGAAUACAGAUGAAACCUGCAAGAAGAACAAAAAAAUUAAAAAUAAAGAAUCGUGGUUAUGCCAAUUGUGUCAAGAAGAUCGUGAAGAAAACAUGAUCCAGUGUUUAACAUGUAAAGCUUGGAUACAUGACCUAUGCGCUGGAGUGGAAAGUACAAUAAAAAAAUUUAUAUGUGACAUUUGUGUUCAAUCUCAA
This is a messenger RNA of Brenthis ino (lesser marbled fritillary), 729 nucleotides long. Lineage: Eukaryota; Metazoa; Arthropoda; Insecta; Lepidoptera; Nymphalidae. The record is from the annotation of a GenBank genome assembly.